ACCGGUGCAUUAAAAUUCCUACUUUUUAAUUUCCACAUAAAAAGCUGAAAUUGUAGCAGACAUGACGUGUAUGUGCGGCUCAUAGGCCUGGGAUCACUGGAGGUAACAUAACGUCCGGGGCUGAGGGCUGCCCAGCAUGUCAGGUAUUAACAGAGCGAGUGUGAUUAAAUGUGGGAGGUAGGAGCUGCGAGGCUGGCGGAGUGCGCUGCUGCCGCUGCGAGCUGGAAACUACUGAAUGGGAAUCUAUCCGGCAACUUCACCACACCGCUGUCACACGGCGACACGGGGGCUCUGCGUAAAACCAAGCGGCGCGUCUCCAAGUCUGGGUCAGCCCAACUCACAGACGGAGAGGACGCUCAAGUUGGAUCGGCGGAGCAGCUUUUCACUUGUUACCGGCGCUCGGCUGCCUCGAACAUGCCUGCCAUCAAAAAGGAAAGGCUGGAUGGAGACGACAUGGCAUUGACUGCGUUCAACCAGUCCGAAUACCUGGCCCCUUUAAAUGCCACCGCUAUCCCCGUGGUGACCCCGCAUCCGCCACCGUACGACCACAUUUUCGCCCAUCACCGCGCGUACUUGGGGCUCCACGACUCGGCGCUGCAUCACCAGCACCUCCACCAUCACACGGACGACUUAAUGCUGGAGAGGUUCUCCUCCAUCCCCGACUUUCAGCCCUUCUUCGACAACGGGGAGCCGUGCAUCGAGGUGGAGUGCGGGGAAAACAAGGCUUUGCUUUAUAUCAAUAAACUGUGUCAAGGUAGUAAGGGACCGUCAAUUAAAUACAGGGGUGAAUGGCUCACCCCCAAUGAGUUCCAGUUUGUCAGUGGACGAGAGACUGCCAAAGACUGGAAACGGAGUAUUAGACACAAAGGGAAAAGCCUCAAGACUCUUAUGUCCAAAGGAAUUUUACAGGUGCACCCUCCAAUCUGUGACUGUCCUGGCUGUCGAAUUUCAUCUCCAGUGAACCGUGGGCGCUUGGCUGAGAAACGCACCAUCCCUCUACCCCCCAACCGGGUGCCAAAGAAGGAGCUGGCCUCCAUCUUCAGUAGUGACGACAGUGAAGGCAGCGAACGGGCCAGUGGGGACCAUGCCCACAUCAAACAGGAAGAUGAACUGCAUUUCAGUAUCAUGAGAAAGAGUCGUGACAGUGACCUCUCUACAAUCAUCUCCAACCUGCACCACACCAGACAGCACGGCAUGCCCGAGGGCCAGUCAGCCUCUGAACACAACAGCAGCAGCACCGGACACUCAGAUGACCUUCUAGGCAAGAGGAGAAGCUUCUCUCCCAACAGCAGCAGCGAGUGUCCCACUGAUAGCAAGAAGUCACGUAGCGUUUCCCCGAAAGAGAACUCCCAGAGCCCGGUGGUGGAGGCAGGCGGCAGCCACGGCCACAUGAGCCCUGAGGAGCACUACAGACGCAUGAUGUCGGCACUCAGCGAGCAGGGAUCUUAUGAGGAGCAGCAGCAACGUCUUUACCAGCUGGCGAGCAGCAUGGGUCUGCCUGGCCACGAAAUGCUGCGUGCUCGCCAGGAGGCGUUGGCUGCAGCAGUGAGGAAUCCAGCAGCCCUGGAAGCCCACCUGCCCUCGGCGGGCAGCUCAUCUUCAUCCAGUCAGAGACGCAAGCAGGGUUUACCACAGCACCGGGACGCACAUUACACUGACAGGGACCUGUCCCACCCUCCGCCCCUGCUGUCCCCUCCGACCGCCCCCCACAUCGCCUUAGGACCUCAUCUGCGGCCUCCAUUCCUGGGCAUGCCCUCCGCUCUCUGCCAGGCCCCCGGAUAUGGUUUCCUCCAACCAGCUCAAGCUGAGAUCUUUGCUCGCCAACAGGAGAUGCUGAGGAAGCAGAAUCUGGCAAGACUGGAGAUGUCGGCGGAGCUGCUGAGACAGAAGGAGUUGGAAAACCUCCACCAGCGGCAGCAGCGUCUUCUGGGCUCCGACGCUCUGGGGGCUCUUCCCCCUGGACUGCCCCCCGACCACCCAGCCCUGCGAAGUCUCCACGACAUCCCAGAGGGCCACCCGCUCCGCGAGGAACUGGCCCGCCGCUCUAACGCCAUGCUGGUGCUCCGCCACGGGGCUACCACGCCCCUUCUAACCCUCAACCACCAGCAGCAGCAGGCAGGAGCGUCCUCCACGCCCAAAGACGCCCAGGGACACAGCUCCACCGCUGGGCCAGAUGCAGAUAUUAGGAAGGCCUCCCGCAGGGGCCCCCAGAUUCAGCCCCGCGUCGUGGAACACAUAAGAGGGAGGGAGGUUGACAGGGAGGGGCCGGAUGACGAGAUGAAGGACUCUGACAGUGACACAGAGAUGUGUGAGGAGCGGGAGGUGGGUGUAGACACCAAGUCCAGCAUUAAGUCCAGGGACCGGGACCGCGAGGGGAUUAAGGAGACAGGCGCCAAAGGAGCAUGUGACGGUGCCAAGGAGGCUGGAGAGGGCUCGGGCAGACUGAGCGCUCCGUGUAGUUCAGCGGGAACAGAGUCUCCCAGCCGCCACCUCUUCACCCCAGGACUGGGCAAAGCCGACGUCAAGUACCACCUGCCCCCGGGGUUUAUGCCGCCACUGCCUGCGCUCCACGCCCAGUCGUUCCCUUUUGGCUUCCCCUACGCCAACCCCUACUUCCACACGGGCGCCAUGGGAGGUCUUUUCAUGGAUGGGGAGGACUCAGCCACAGCCAACCCUGCGGAGGACAUCAGCAAGUGGAGUGUGGAGGACGUGUGUGGCUUCAUAAGCAGCUUGGCCGGAUGCGCUGAAUACACACAGGUGUUUCGGGAGCAGGCCAUUGAUGGAGAGACAUUACCGCUGCUCACUGAGGAGCACCUGCUCAACACCAUGGGACUAAAGCUGGGGCCUGCGCUCAAGAUCCGCUCACAGGUGGCGCGGCGCGUUGGCAGGCUUUUCUACAUGACAGGCUUCCCGCUGGCCUUCCCCUUUCCGCCUUCUGCUAUUCUACGACCCCCGGAUCGAGACCGGGACCCCCUGAACGCACCAUCUGAUGCCCCUCUGCCCCUGUCCCUGUCCCUCCCCCACAGACCCACCUCCACCAGCAGCAGCUCGUCCCCGUACAGCGGCCCCACCCCGGGGUGCUCCUCCCCCAAACAGGAAAACGGUAACGGCUCCACUGUGGCAGGACGAUAUGAGGCCAAAACUCCUUCGUAGGAGCGUGGACGAGCGGACUGAGUCAAACUACGUCAAAGACACAGAGAGAGUGACUCCAUUCACCAGACUAGACCUGACCUCUCCCCCUCCCACCACCACCACCACCUCGGGACCUUUAAGCAGAGAUUUAUGGGAAAAUAUUGGACUGGAAUAAAAGACGACGGGACGUUCUGAACUGUAAUCCAAUCAGCUCCUCAGUUCGCCUGCAGCCGAGCAGAAUCCAAAGAAACUGGGUUGGAGGGGAGACACGUGAAGCGACAGAGGAAUAGAGAAAAUGGAAAAGGAGACAGCUGGUCACAGACAGCCUGCCAAAAAAAGGAGCGAAGCCCUGCCACAAAUGCGGCAUUCUUGCAAGUCAGACAGUCAGACGCUAGCGGAAACUCUUCCUUCCUUCCUGGGCUGGAGGAAGCUCUGCUCGCUCUCUUUCCCUCAUCUCUCUCUCUCUCUUUUGACUGCUCCCACCACAGGCCCUGCAGAACCCUGGUAUUAAAAACAUGCCUCCUCCAUCUCCUCUCCUCUCCCUCUUUGCCUUUUCCUGAGGCCAAACAGCAGCGUGGAUCUGUCCUGUCUUUUUUACAGGCUGGAGUCGAAGCAUAUGCGGAUCUGACCAGCUCUCUCUUACCACUGCAACUAUGCAUUCCACUGUCCUGAUACCAAAGAUGACCGGAUGUGUGGAAUUAAAACUGUUUCACGACGUGUCUGCUUCUUUUUGCAUUAACAGUCUCAGACAAAGCCUGGUCCAACAGGGGAACGUCUCACAUGAUGGACUCUAUGAACGAUGGCACAGGUAGAGCCGUCGUUUAGAGACACAAAAGGAGACUAAAUGUUCCUGAAUUUGAAAAGCUCAGACGCUGGCUUUGGUGUGUACGGCCUACGUCAUUGUACGCUUGUGUUGACUACUGUUGGAGGUAGGAAAAACAUGCAAAAUUGUACAGAAUCACGCUUAAGAUGAAAAUAUCCUGAAGGUUACAUACGUGGUACUUUGACUUUUUGUUACAUGUAGUUGCACGAAUAAGGUUUUCUUUACUGAAAAAUGUGACUUGCUGAACUUUGGUGGUACUUCUGUUCAUACUUUUUGUUUGCCAUUUUUUUAAAAAACAAAAGUGUAAUAUUAAAAAGACGCUCCAAUCUUGAAUGCUACUUCAGCAUAUAAAUAUGAGGAAAAAAUAUUUAUAGGACUUUUGACGUAGUAGAUAAAGCAGAUUAUGAUAUGUAUUAUAAUUAGCCCUUGAGAUGGAUUCCAAAGAUACUUUUACUUUGUUUUCUCUUGGUUGCAGGGAAAAGAAAGGCACAAAGCUCUUAAUGCAAAUGUUUUGAAUUUGUUAUGGAUUUUUUUUAAACUACGCAAGCAAUGAAUUAAAAAUGAUCUCUAGAUUUCCCUUCGAAAUUUUUGUCUUCAUCCUAUUUUUCUAUUCACCACGCAGGUGAAAUAAAUCCUACAGAAACACC
Molecule: messenger RNA, 4602 nt
Organism: Sphaeramia orbicularis (orbiculate cardinalfish)
Lineage: Eukaryota; Metazoa; Chordata; Actinopteri; Kurtiformes; Apogonidae
Gene: samd11
Product: sterile alpha motif domain containing 11
Exons: 13
Coding region: 169-3153 (994 amino acids)
Molecular function (GO): DNA binding; protein binding
Source: RefSeq, a predicted model, not a curated record